UCCCUCCCCUCGAGCUGUGAGCCUCUCACUGUGUUACGAAGUCUCGCCGGCGUGUGACAUUUUUGGAGAGCCGCGAACCACCGACAACAUGACGGACUCCGCGCAGCCGGCAACGGAACCGGUGGUGAACGGACGGUGCGAGCAGGCGGACCCGAAGCUGGAGCAGCAGCCCCAAGCCAGCACCAACAGCCAGGGAGAGGUUCUGAAGAUGGACCAGGAGAUGAAGAUCACUGACAGCAUCGAGGACGGAGGUCUUCUGGAAAGCAGCAUGCGCCUGAAGCCACAUGAAGCGCAGAGUUACCGCAAGAAGGCCUUGUGGGUGUCCUGGGCCUCCAUCGCCGUCACCAUCAUCCUGGCUAUUGUUGCCUUCACUGUCUCCUUCAUGCGCCACAGUGCUUCUGCCUUCGGGUUUGCGUUUGAUGCGCUACUGGAUGUCUUCUCUUCUGCGAUCGUGCUGUGGCGGUACAGCAACGCUGCAGCUGUCCACUCAGCAAAACGGGAGUACAUAGCCUGUAUGAUCCUGGGCGUCAUCUUCAUCCUGUCAUCCAUGUGCAUCCUGGGUAAGGCCAUCCACGACCUGGCCACCAAGCUGCUCCCUGAAGUGGACGACUUCCUGUUCAGCGUGUCCAUCGUCAGCGGUCUGGUCUGCAUCAUCCUGGCCGUCAUCAAGUUCAUGCUGGGAAAGGUGCUCACCAGCAGAGCGCUCAUCACAGAUGGCUUCAACUCACUGGUGGGCGGGGUCAUGGGCUUCUCCAUCCUCAUCAGUGCCGAGGUGUUCAAGCAUGAGCCCAAGGUGUGGUACCUAGACGGGACUAUAGGGGUCCUCAUUGGCCUGAUAAUCCUGGCCUACGGCGUCAAGCUUCUGAUGGACAUGAUCCCUCGAGUCCGACAGACCCGGAACUAUGAGCGCUUUGAGUGACAGCGGGAUCGGACGGAUGAAGUAGACAGAGUGAGCAGCGUGGAAGAGAGGAGAGAAUGUCUCCACCAAGUCAUUCUCACCAUUCUUCUUCGACAAUAGCAGCCUGAAGAACCCGUGUAUAUAAUGUUGGCAAAGGUACCUGAGCGUGUGGGCGGAGCCUGUGAAGGAAAAGAAAGACAGAACUCGGCGAGUCCCAACUCCUCAGCUGCAGCUCAUGUGGAUGUAAAAUACCUCAGUUAAGCAAAAUCACAACUUCACUGCUGAUUAUUUUCCCAUAAUCCUCAGCGACCUCAGCGGGUCGCAGAGGUCCUUGUAGCAGCAGAGUGUUGUUGUUUUUGUGACGCACCGUUUACAUUACCAGGCUGCUUGUGGUGAGCACUGCGGCGAAAAUAUCGAUUUUGUUUACAGAUGCCGAAAUAAAUCUGUCAGGGAUUAUCGUCAUCCACCGGACUCUUCUCGAUGGUCAAUAUUACCCUUAUGCUGUUGCCUGUGGUACUGUGACUAAUGUAGGGUUUUAAAUGUAUUUUAAUAUAAGCUUUUUAAACAUGUGGCACCUUCUUUUUGAGCAAAUAUGAAGAAAUGGAUAUAUGAGAAGCACAAAAAAGUGUUUACCUGCCCUCUACUCUUGAGAGUAAAGUCACUUUAACUUGACAAGAAAAAUGCCAAAAAAGUGACAGUGGUUUUCAUAAACAGGUGUGAUUGAUGCUGAAGCUGUCGUAAUGACUUUUGACGCCUUAAAUCGAACAGCUGAUUCUCGCCCACCGGGAAUGUUCUCACAGAAACUCAAAUCGUUGACGAAUGUACGACGUUUUCAAGAACACAGCAUCAGCAAUGUUACAUUUGGUUUGAUGUUUUUGGAAAUUGUAUUCUGGCCUGAAAUGUUCCCUUGCUAGCACAGACUGGAGGCAAGUCUAUCAACAUAUUUUAUCACUGUGUGUGUGUGUGUGUGUAUACGUUGUAAAUACUCACUGUCACAUGACAUGAAAAAAUGUAACCCGCAAUCACAGAAAAAAUGUUUAUUUAAAAAUAAAGUUAUAUCCCUCUGAAUCUGAC
This is a messenger RNA of Synchiropus splendidus (mandarinfish), 1972 nucleotides long. Its product is annotated as transmembrane protein 163-like. The transcript is spliced from 8 exons. The coding region runs from base 89 to 919 and encodes 276 amino acids. Gene Ontology annotation, molecular function: zinc ion binding. The record is from RefSeq and is a predicted model, not a curated record. Lineage: Eukaryota; Metazoa; Chordata; Actinopteri; Syngnathiformes; Callionymidae. Gene Ontology annotation, cellular component: synaptic vesicle membrane.